UUGGGAACUAACAYCACACGAGGAUCUAAAAACCUUUGCAAAAUAAUUUCAUACUUUUUCYAGUUUUUCUCCCAAUUGUAUUCCCCUGAUCUCCAGCCAUGCUAUCAAGAGUAGUAGCCAGUCGAGCAACUCGUGCUGUAUUGUCAUGUAGAAACCUUAUUGGUCGUCCUAGUACUAAUACAAGACUGUGGUCAGUGUUCUCUGGUUUGUCAGCAACUACACGUGCAGUAUCUCAGAAACCAUUUCUUCAGACUGCUUGUGCCUGCUCUAAAAUCUGUGCUUGUGGGGCUCAUAAACUUACUCAGGGAGACAGYGAUCUUUUAGGGUUUCUGAAUGAUGAGAUAAAAUUUGAGAAAGAGUCUGCAAAAGAUGUUCCAAAAGCAAAUUUAUUUAAGGCAAAUAUUGAUGGCACAAGUGUCAGUCUAGAACGGGAAUUCAACGGCGAAAGAAUUGUAGUGAAUUUUGACUUAAACCAAAAUGUCAAUGAAGAUGAAGCUUAUGUCAGUGAAAAUGAAUCAGAUAAUGAAAAGGAUGAAGCACAAGUUGCAGGAGAUAUUGUGUCGUAUCCAUAUUUCAAUGUUGAUAUCAUCAAGAGUACAGGACAGACCCUGCAAUUUGCCUGUGAAUACAACCAAGGUGUUCUUCCCAAAGCUGAAGGUGCAGAGAAUGAAGAAGAGGAACUUUUUCAGAUUGUCAAUGUUACUGUCCUUAAGAGUUCUGAAGAAGCAGAAACGAAGAGUCUGUAUGCUGCAGAAACAGAAAACUUUGACCCAAAUCUCUAUACAAUGCUUCUAAACAUGUUGUCCGAGAGAGGGGUUGACGACCCGUUUGCCCAUUGGUUGCUAGAAUACAGCACAGCAUUGGAACAUCAGCAUUACAUUAAGUUUUUACAAGACCUUCAUGGAUUUAUCAAACAAAACUAAGAAGCCUUCCCUGGACAGUACUAAUAAAGUGAACCGGGUCUCUUUCUUGGUGUAGCAAGCUUUAUUGUAUUCUGGAUUAGGGUUUUUGUCUUGCAGGCUAGAGCUUUAACUCCRAAUUUAUUAUCCUUGGCUAUGGUAUUGUCUUCAUGCCUCAGGUUCCUUGCAACACCAAGAAAGAGCCAGUAAAUUAUAAUUUUACUGUUAUAGCAUCAAACGUUCUCCUUGAAUGAAUGUUUUCUGUGACCUAGUAAAGUCGAGAUCAACAUGUUUGCUAGAUCAUUUGGUUCCAUUCAUAACAUUUGUAAUAAGUUUGAUUGCCUGAAGCCUAUAGGUUCAGAUAGAGUUCACACAUCUCUAAGUUACUGACUUGGAACAUGAAUACUUUUUAAGAGUUCCCUCACAUCAUAAGGAAAUACUAUAGUUUUAACGCAACCUAUAAACUGACCUGAUGGAUUAUUAAACAGUUUCCUAGGCAACAAUGAAACCAAGAAGCACUGAAGUGCGAGUCUCUGCAUCCUAGGGAAGCAGUUUCCAGAUGUCUGGAUUUUUGGCACCUGUCAAUCAAGGCUCCUCUCAAACAUCGAGCCUAACAUGAGCCAAACUUAAUGACAUCAAACAAGACAGCCUUAUUAUCCAUUGUAUCAAUUAGGUUUGGCUCAUGUGAAGUUCAACAUUUGACCUGAGCUUAAAGAGUUGAAUUUUCAGGAUGUUGAGUGAAGGACAUAAGCCAAAGCAUGAGAAAACUUUGUUCUGAUGCUUCUCUUAUCUGCCCAGUGUCUGGGUUGCAUAAACAUAAGGAGAACAUUGAAGUAGAAGAGAAAUAAUAACCAAGUCCAAAUACAAAUGUUAUACUUUGUAUAAACCAAACCAAAUAAAAUU
Messenger RNA from Actinia tenebrosa (Australian red waratah sea anemone), 1802 nucleotides. Its product is annotated as complement component 1 Q subcomponent-binding protein, mitochondrial. Gene Ontology annotation, biological process: cytosolic ribosome assembly. NCBI's taxonomy places the organism in Eukaryota, Metazoa, Cnidaria, Anthozoa, Actiniaria, Actiniidae. Gene Ontology annotation, cellular component: mitochondrial matrix. The record is from RefSeq and is a predicted model, not a curated record.